Molecule: messenger RNA, 270 nt
Organism: Macrosiphum euphorbiae (potato aphid)
Lineage: Eukaryota; Metazoa; Arthropoda; Insecta; Hemiptera; Aphididae
Source: the annotation of a GenBank genome assembly
AUGCCAUGGGCCAAGGUUAGAGAACUAACUCAGCCGAAAUUCCGUAGUGCGAAAAAAUUACGGGAAGAGUGGGUGGGAAAUACGGUAUUACAUAAAAAUUUGAUAAGGGAUCCCACACAAAGAGUAAAAGGGUUCAAACUCUCACGACAAGAGUUUGUAGUUCAUAAGCGAUUAAAAGCUGGACUCGGAAGAUGUGGGCAUAUGAUGUACAAGUGGAAACUAAAGAAUAGCCAGAAAUGUGGUUGUGGAAAUGACAGUCAUGAGUUAUGA